CGGCGCGAGCCGCGGCUCCUGCGCAAAGGCUCGGCCUCCUUGGGCGCGCGUGCGCGUUAGCGUCUCGGAGCGCGCGCGGCUACCCCCACCCCCCCGCACCCGCCGCUCGAGACGCACGCGGCCCCGCGCCCUGCCGCUUCUCCCUCAGUCGAUGGUUUCGCCGCCGCCUCCUCUCAGCGUGAGGCGAGGGCGCCGCCUCGGCCUCCCCCGCCGCCUCUCCCCGCCGCCCUCUGCCGCCGCCCGGCCUCCCCCUUCCUCCCUCGCGGCGGCCGGGUGAAGGGAGGCAGGAAGGGCGGGCGGGCGAGCGAGGGAGCGAGGAGGGAGGGAGGGAGGAACAUGGCGCCGCCUCCUCCGCCCUCGCCGCCGCCGCCACCGCCGCUUCGGGUCCUCGUCCGCCCCGCCCCGAGAGCCCGGCCUGGCCCGGCCCCGCCGCCCCCGACCCGGAGGUACACAAAGUGCCAUUCCUGAAUCUUACAUCAACAAAAACAUCAACCAUUCAGUAAUUAAGGGAGGAGGAAACGUGAUAUCCAUGUUCCCCAACGUGGUGCCCUCCAGAUGUGCUAAACUCACUCAGAAGACAAGGGGCCUUUAUAAGCCUGUCCUCGUGGAAGGGGCUGAGUUGGGGGAUUCUUCAGGGAAAAAUGCUGAUCACCCAGUUGUGAGGAUCGGAGACAACUGAGCUGCUGGUGGCGCGCCAAGAGUGGGGACAGUUGUCUUUGCUGUGCUAACCGUCCUUAAUCCGAACUGCUAGUAGUGCCCCUUGCCGUUUAGGGGUUGCACGGGAGAACCCAGAUAGCCUAGGAAGCAGCCCUGCGCAAAACAGGAUGUUUGGACGAUGAUGAUGGCAAGGAAGCAAGAUGUCCGCAUUCCCACCUACAACAUCAGUGUGGUGGGCUUGUCCGGGACCGAGAAGGAGAAAGGCCAGUGCGGCAUCGGGAAGUCCUGCCUCUGCAAUCGGUUUGUGCGGCCGAGAGCAGAUGACUUCCACUUGGACCACACCUCCGUUCUCAGCACCAGUGACUUUGGAGGACGGGUGGUUAACAAUGACCACUUCCUGUACUGGGGAGAAGUGGUGCGCUCUCUGGAGGACUGUGUGGAAUGUAAAAUGCACGUUGUGGAACAGACCGAGUUCAUCGACGACCAGACUUUCCAGCCGCACCGCAGCACCGCCCUGCAGCCCUACAUCAAGAGGGCCGCGGCGACCAAGCUGGCCUCGGCUGAAAAGCUCAUGUACUUUUGCACCGAUCAGCUUGGCCUGGAGCAGGACUUUGAGCAGAAGCAGAUGCCCGACGGGAAGCUGCUGGUGGACGGCUUUCUGCUCUGCAUCGACGUCAGCCGGGGCAUGAACAGGAACUUCGACGAGCAGCUCAAGUUUGUCUCCAACCUCUACAACCAGCUCACCAAGACGAAGAAGCCCACCGUGGUGGUCCUGACCAAGUGCGACGAAGGCGUGGAGCGGUACAUUCGAGACGCGCACACUUUUGUCUUCAGCAAGAAGAACCUUCAGGUGGUGGAGACCUCGGCCAGAUCCAACGUGAACGUCGACUUGGCCUUCAGCACUUUGGUGCAGCUGAUCGACAAAAGCAGGGGAAAGACUAAAAUUAUCCCGUACUUCGAGGCUUUGAAACAACAGAGCCAACAGAUUGCUGCCGCGAAGGAUAAGUAUGAGUGGCUGGUGAGCCGUAUCGUUAAAAACCACAACGAAACUUGGUCCAAUGUCUCGCGAAAGAUGCAAUCCUCUCCGGAAUAUCAGGAUUAUGUCUACUUGGAAGGGACUCAGAAAGCAAAGAAACUUUUCUUACAACACAUCUUUCGCCUCAAGCAAGAGCAUAUCGAGCGCAGGAAAAAGAUGUACCUGGCCAUGUUACCUCUUGCCUUUGACGCCCUGAUUCCAAACCUGGAUGAAAUCAACCACUUGAGUUGCAUCAAAGUGGAGAAGCUGCUGGAGACCAAGCCAGACUUCUUAAAGUGGUUCGUCGUGCUUGAGGAGACGCCCUGGGACGCCACCAGCCACAUCGACAACAUGGAGAACGACCGCAUCCCGUUCGAUGUGAUGGACACCUUGCCUGCCCAGCAGCUCUACGAGACCCACCUGGAAAAGCUGAGGAAUGAGAGGAAGAGAGCAGAAAUGAGAAGGGCUUUCAAGGAGAAUUUGGAGACGUCCCCUUUCAUCACCCCGGGAAAACCUUGGGAAGAAGCUCGCAGUUUCAUCAUGAAUGAGGACUUUUACAUGUGGCUAGAAGAAUCUGUGUACAUGGAUAUUUACGGUCGGCAUCAGAAACAAAUUAUCGAGAAGGCCAAGGAGGACUUCCAGGAACUGCUCCUGGAGUAUUCGGAACUCUUUUACGAGUUGGAGCUCGAUGCCAAGCCCAGCAAAGAAAAAAUGGGGGUCAUCCAGGACGUCUUGGGGGAAGAGCAGAGAUUUAAAGCAUUGCAAAAGCUGCAGGCCGAACGAGACGCCCUGAUCUUGAAACACAUUCACUUCGUCUACCAUCCCACCAAGGACACCUGUCCCAGCUGCCCGGCUUGUGUAGACGCUAAAAUAGAGCACUUAAUAAGUUCCAGGUUUAUCAGGCCCUCGGAUCGCAAUCAGAAAAACUUGCUUUCCGAUUCCAACAUCGACCGCAUCAACUUAGUCAUCCUUGGGAAAGACGGGCUCGCCCGUGAGCUAGCCAACGAGAUCCGAGCUCUUUGCACAAAUGACGACAAGUACGUGAUAGAUGGGAAAAUGUACGAGCUCUCCUUGAGACCCAUCGAGGGGAAUGUCCGGCUCCCGGUUAAUUCUUUCCAGACACCCACAUUUCAGCCCCACGGCUGCCUCUGCCUUUAUAACUCUAAGGAGUCCUUGUCUUACGUGGUGGAGAGCAUCGAGAAGAGUAGGGAGUCCACCCUCAGCCGAAGGGACAACCACCUCGCUCACCUUCCUCUCACUCUGAUUCUGGUGAACAAGAGAGGGGAUACCAGUGGAGAAACACUACACAGCUUAAUACAGCAAGGCCAGCAGAUAGCGAGUAAAUUGCAGUGCGUCUUCCUCGACCCGGCUUCCGCCGGCAUAGGAUACGGGCGCAACAUUAACGAGAAGCAGAUCAGCCAAGUGCUGAAAGGCUUGCUGGAUUCAAAGCGCAACUUAAAUCUGAUGAGCUCAACCGCAAGCCUUAAAGAUCUGGCCGACAUCGACCUUCGGAUUGUCAUGUGCUUGUUGUGCGGAGACCCUUUUAACGCCGACGAUAUCCUUCUCCCCGUUCUUCAGUCCCAAACCUGCCGGCCCUCCCCUUCUGGAAGUAGCAAUUCCGUGUUACUUGAAUACCCCAUCGGACCCCACAAGAGGCGCAUCGAACUCUCCUUGCUCUCUUUCCACUCCGCCUUCAGCAUUCGCAAAAGCUGGCUGGUCCACGGUUACAUUUUGUUUUACUCCGCCAAGCGCAAGGCAUCCCUGGCUAUGUUACGUGCCUUUCUUUGCGAAGUGCAGGACAUCAUCCCCGUUCAGAUUGUGGCGCUCACGGAGGGCUCCAUCGACGUCCUGGACAACGACCUGAGUCGAGAACAGCUGACGGAGGGGGAGGAAAUCGCCCAGGACAUCGAAGGGAAAUUCACCAGCAUCCCCUGCAGCCAGCCUCAGCACAAGCUGGAGGUCUUCCACUUGUUCUUCAAAGAUGUGGUGGAGAGGAAGAACAUCAUCGAGGCAACCCACAUGUAUGACAACGCCGCGGAAGCCUGCAGCACCACAGAGGAAGUCUUCAACUCUCCCCGGGCCGGCUCCCCUCUCUGCAAUUCCAACCUGCAGGAUUCCGAAGAGGAUGCCGAGCCCCCCAGCUACAGCCCUUUCAGAGACGACGGCUCCAUGCCCACCUUGUCCAAAGAUCUGUCCAAGCUCUCCAUGGAGCUGGAGGGCAACGAUGGGCUUUCGGUCUUCUCUGUGAUGAGCACUUUCGAAAGCAAACUGAACAACAAAGUACCUCCGCCGGUGAAACCAAAGCCCGCUGUCCAUUUUGAUAUUGCCAAGGGGGAUCUCUCUUACCUGGAGCAAGGACAUCGAGAGGGACAGCGGAAGCCCGUCUCCUCCAGUAGCUGGCCACCUACCGACGGCUUCGACCCUUCAGAUUACGCCGAGCCGAUGGACGCCGUGGUCAAACCCAGGAACGAGGAGGAGAAUAUCUACUCUGUGCCUCACGACAGCACCCAAGGCAAAAUCAUCACCAUUCGGAACAUCAACAAAACCCAGUCCAACGGGAGCGGCAACGGGUCGGACAGCGAAAUGGACACCGGCUCAUUGGAGCGGGGGCGCAAGGUGUCUCUGACCAGCAAGCCAGUGCUGUAUCGCACCCGAUGCACGAGACUUGGGCGCUUUGCCAGUUUCAGGACCAGUUUCAGUAUAGGGAGUGAUGAUGAGCUGGGGCCCAUCAGGAAGAAAGAGGAAGACCAGACGUCCCAAGGCUAUAAAGGAGAUAAUGCUGUCAUUCCCUACGAGACCACUGAUGAAGACCCUAGAAAAAGAAAUAUCUUGAGGAGCUUGAGAAGGACCACCAAGAAACCAAAGCCUAAGCCUCGACCAUCUAUCACAAAGACUACGUGGGAGAACAACUAUUUUGGGGUGCCUUUGACCACUGUAGUGACCCCAGAGAAGCCCAUUCCCAUUUUUAUUGAGAGAUGCAUCGAAUACAUUGAAGCAACAGGGUUGGGUACUGAAGGGAUCUACCGGGUGAGUGGAAACAAGUCUGAGAUGGAAAGUUUGCAGCGGCAAUUUGACCAAGAUCAUAACCUGGACUUUGCCGAGAAGGAUUUCACUGUGAACGCUGUAGCUGGAGCCAUGAAGAGCUUCUUCUCAGAGCUGCCGGAUCCCCUGGUGCCCUACAACAUGCAGGUCGAGCUGGUGGAGGCCCACAAGAUCAAUGACCGAGAGCAGAAACUGCACGCGCUCAAAGAGGUGCUGAAGAAGUUCCCCAGGGAGAAUUACGAGGUCUUCAAAUACGUCAUCUCCCAUUUGAACAAAGUGAGCCACAACAACCGCACCAACCUGAUGACCAGCGAGAACCUCUCCAUCUGCUUCUGGCCCACCCUGAUGCGCCCCGACUUCAGCACCAUGGACGCCUUGACCGCCACCCGCAUCUACCAGACAAUCAUCGAACUCUUCAUCCAGCAGUGCUCUUUCUUCUUCUAUAGCCGGCCCAUCGUCGAGCCCCCCGGCGCCACCCCCAACUCCCCCUCCACCCUGCCCAUCAGCACCCCUUUCCUCUCCUCCACGCCUGUCAUCGCCCAGCCCUCCCCGCCCCAGACGCCGCCUCCCUCGCCCCAGUCUCCCCUCCAGUCCCUGCUCCCGCCGCAGCUCCAGGCCGAGCAGCACACACUGUGAACCCAGGCCGGGUCAGGAAGAAAGGCCUCCGUUGAGCGACGCAGAGGACGGGACCAUCCACCUUGGCGCCUCUUGGCCCGGCCUCGCCUCCGCCGUUCAGUUCCAGACUUCUGUGGGGCUGAACCACGGCGGGCUGGCUGGCGCCUCAGACUCCUCUGGAGCCCGGUUCGGCCUCGGGGCUGGCACGGGAGGGCACCCCUGGGCUUACAAGCAGCGGGAUGUGGUUGGAGAGUCUGGAGCCCUCUUCCCAGGCAAGCAUCCUUUCCAUCGGGAUCUACUCGGACCCAAGCAAAGAGAGGCAGGUUUAGCCCGGUUGGGGCGCUGGACCCCUCCCUCCUCGGCCUCAAUCCAUGUGUGGACAGAGAGGACUGUGAAGCGGGGGGGGCUCCUUCCCCCCUUCCUCUCCCCCCCCCCUCCCCAGGCACAUUCCAGGAACGAUGGAGGCCUAUCCUGCAGUGCUGGACAUCUCACCUCGGCCCCUUUCCUUUAGCCCCACUGGCUGCAUCCCCAGAAGUGGCUCAGAAGAGCUGGAUCCACUCAACUCAAGUGAAGGCCGGAAUGUCACGUCCUCUUGACCGGAACGUCAGGGAGGAAGGGUCCGGAGUGUUGGCGGCUGGCAGAGUUCCUCGGGCAAGGCAAAGCAAGGCCAUCUCCCUGGCCAUGUGGUCUCCCUAGGACAAACCAUGGCAUCUCUCUCACCACCCUCUUCCCCUCCCUCCCUCCCCCUCCCUCCCUCGCCCGCCCUGGUGGGAUAUUGGUGUUAGCACUUAGCAGAGGAGAGAAAGAGGGGAGGGGAGGCACAUGUCCAUUUGCAAAGAAGGUUUGCUGUUUUGUGGUCGGGCCUGGGCUUGGACUCCUUUGGAACACUACGUUGACAGAAACACACUUGUUCGUUGUGCUGUGUGUGUGUGUGCGCGUGUCUGGUUGGGAGCAACUGGGGAGAAGCAUUGCUAGCGAAGAGAGAGCAGGGCAAACCUGCAGACGUCCCUUUCUUUCACCCCCUCCCCGGAAAUUGGUGGGGGGGAGAAAUAAGGUGAGUUACGAGUGUGGUGUAUUUCGGGAAGGCUGUUUCGCUGGAGUCUCUCGGAGGAGCCGAAGAAACUGGGGCCCCGGAAGAAAUGAUGGGUUCAAAAGAGAGGGUUUAAACCAGGGCUUUGCUUCUGGCCGCUUUGGUGCAAGGGCCACCCAGACCACGGAGCUGCGGGGGAGCCCUGAGCCACGUCCUUGGGGGAGUUCCGGGGUUGCUGCCUCACCAGGAAGAUGCCACGGGAAAGAGGCUGAUGGGAAACGCUUGAAACCUUUGGGCAGCUCUGAAUCCCUGCCAUUGGGCCCCCUUCCCUUGGUCCCUUCCCAAGCGGCAGCUGCUGAUGCGUGGUGGGCCCGUGGCGGAAGAGGCUGGUGGCCCAGGAGAAUCUCGCCCUAGGGGCAUCCCCCUCUUCCCAGCCAAAGGUUGGCCCGGCUUCCUGGUUCGGGAGAAACUGCGAACUCGGGAGAACCGUUCGGGGUUUCUGCACUGGGGAUGUGAAGGGGAUUGUGUAUUAGCAGUGCCUGGUAAACUGCCCUGUUUGUGUCUCUGUGUGUCCGUGUGUGUGCGAGGGGGAAGAGUUGUUCUCAUCAACAGGGCAGUUUUAACUGGAGUUUCCACGGUACCACUGGGGGGGGCAGGGGAGCGAUCCCUAGGCCAUCCUCACUAUCUUUUCGCACUUUAAAAUGAAACCUGUGGUUUGUUGCUGUUUUUAAGCCUUUCAAGGAUACUUGUGUUACAUUCAUUGGGUGGGAGUUAAAUUCCGGUCCUUCUCCUACCCCACCCAUCCCCUUCAGCCCCCUAAACUUCUCUUCCACUUCCAUUCUGCUUCCUGGUAUCCAGAGCCCACUCCUCCUCCUCUUCCUCCUCCUCCUUCCUCAGUCUCUCUCUCUCUCUCCCUCCCUCUCUCUUAUAAAUAAGAUGAAUUAUGUACUCCUUAUUUUAGAACCACAUUUAAAAGUUGUAUCUGUGUCAGAAUCGUGUGCUUUGAAAGCCCCUCUUUGCAAGCAUUCCUCCUUCCUUUUUAUAACUCUCACCGCCUUUUGUGUAAAUAAUGGAAACGGUUUGUUUUCGACUCUUGACAAGGAACACGGCAUUGGCCCACCUCCCCUCCAUUAUGCAUGCGCCAUGUGAAAUGAACACACAAAGGGGAGGGGGGAGCUUGUAGGGAGGAGGCCAAGAAGGCUGGAAAAAAUUCCCUUCUGACUUUCCUCCUGGGUGGGAAAAAUAUGUGGAAAUCCCACUUGAGCUGCAGUCUUUGGGCCGUUGACCCAAAUGGAAGGCUGACGUGGGUGGGGGAGGGGGGACACGCCCGUUUCCCACCUGGGACAGGCCUUCCCUUAAGCACACGUCCAGUGCCGCUGUGCCUUCUUUGUGAGUGUGCUAAAAAAAAAACCCACCUCCCUUAACAAUUGCUAGCAGCUCUUGAAAUUAGGGAAGGCAGCCACCCUUCAUCUCACAUUUGGUCCGGUGCCAGGCCAUUCAGCUCCUGACUUCAACACCCAGCUCAGAGCUGCAAAUUGGCAGGAGGCUGCUCUGCCCGUGCACAGGUCAGCCUGUGGCCUUAAGAUCAGGUGGGAGGAGGGGGGCAGUUUUCCAGGUGUCUGGACCAAGAUCCGAGCAUCCCUGCAGAGUGACAAUUGCUUCCCUCGCCUGUCGCCAUUCCCUCUUCUGGGACCAGUUGGCAUUGGCUGGCCCUUUAACUGGGCCAGGUGCCUCCAAACAACCUACCUACCUUUCCAAUUUCCGGGGCCUUCCUUUUUUAGCAGCACCUCUCCCGUCCAGAGGCGAUGCCCGUUCAUCGUCCUGUGAGUUUUUCCUCAAUCCAGACGAUGGGUCACCAACAAACGGGGCCUGGGGCUGCCUUUUCUUUGUCUGAAACCAGCUUCUCUCGGUCCCUCUUUCGCUGGGCGGCUUUUACGGACGCGCCUCGGCCCCACCACUGCGGCCUUGCUCCCUUUGAGCGCACUGCUGGGCUCGCUUCUUUGGCAGCAAGACAGCCGGCAGUCUGGUGGUUCUCCAUUUCUUACUAAGGCCCAUCGGUUUCCCCCUUGCCCAGUGAAAAGCCAGAAGCGUCUUGAGGUUCUCCAGCUCUGGUUCCCGGGAGCUUCCUGUCUGGUCACCCCCACGCAGGGUCUUGAGCUAGGGUCUGUUUUGAAAGCCUUGUCUCAAAAAAGGAAAGUUCUGAAUUGCUCGUCUGAAUCAUUUGUCCUUCGGUGACUUAGCAGCUCUCCCCCCGCCCCGCCCGUUCCCCUUAUCGGUUUUCUAACCAGCCAGUGGCUUCCCCUAACGCAAGAGGUCACUUUGUCUCCAGUUCAUCUGGUCAGUAUUCUUGAGAGGUCCCGUUGUGGGGGUAUGUUGCCCCUCGCUGCCCCUCUUGAUCGGCUCUAGUCUAACCGUUAGGUUAAAUCCCCUCCCUCCCCUUUCAGUAACAUGGAAAUACAAUAGAGAGAUUGUAUUCCAAAGUGUAGUUUUAAGCAGGGCAUAAGUUAUUGUUUUAAAAUAAUCUUAAUUUUUUUUCCUGUGUAUAUUAAAAAAAAAAGCCACAUCCAUUUCUCAAAUUGUAUGGGAAUAAAACUUCUGAAAAGUUGGAUUUAGUUCUGCACUCAGCUUUUUGUUUUGUUUUUUGUUUGUUUUGUUUUUUUCCUGGUACUUGUAUUUUCACACUGUAAAAUUAUCUCUAUAUAUGUUGGAUAACAUUUUAAUUGAAGAAGACAAUGAUGAACGAUGAUAAAAUGUGGUAGUAGUUCCAGCUAAACCUGUGCCCAAAUGAACACUUUUCAGAAAAAGCAAGCAAAAUUUACCGAAAAAGACCUGUAUGUAAAAAAGAAAAAGGAAAAAAAAAAGUAUAAUGGUUAUUUCUCUGUAUUUUUAGGAGGCUAACGACAUCCUUUAGUUAUUGGUGAUAGACUAUAUUUCCUUUUUAUGCUUCUAUUAAGGACGUUUUUAACUCUUUGUGGUUCUUUCUCUUCCCCUCCUCUCUCAGCCCAUCCAAUUAGUGCAUGAAAUUGUUGAAAUCUCUGGGCAAACAAAGAAAAGCUCCCCCUUUUUUGCUGAAUUUAAACAGGAAAAAAAAUCAUGUUAUUUGCUACAGAGUAUUGUAUGUGUCUCAAUGGGAAUGGUGUAAAAACUUAAAGGCCUUAUGUGAUAUGUAUCAUAGUUAAUAAAUCAAUCUUGUUAAAAAAAAA
Ahaetulla prasina is the source of this 9562-nucleotide messenger RNA. It is a transcript of the gene ARHGAP35, whose product is annotated as Rho GTPase activating protein 35. NCBI's taxonomy places the organism in Eukaryota, Metazoa, Chordata, Lepidosauria, Squamata, Colubridae. Gene Ontology annotation, biological process: signal transduction. The record is from RefSeq and is a predicted model, not a curated record. Bases 836 to 5350 code for a protein of 1504 amino acids. The transcript has 8 exons. Gene Ontology annotation, molecular function: GTPase activity; GTP binding.